AUGCGCGCACGACAACAUCCCGAAGUUAUAGCCGAACUAGACAACCGCACAUACUCCCAAUGGUUGUUGGAUUUGGGAAAUGGAACGAUACCAUACACUACUCUAAGUGCUAAGGCUAUAAUCGGAGGCAGUCGCGCCCCACAGGACCUAAUACAAAUUCCACGAACGUUUCAAUUGGAUAACAUCAACCAAUUGAUUGAAUUUGUUUUUGACAAUGAUUAUGUCAACAAGAACAAUGGUAAUAAAGCCAUUCUAUGUCCUACGAAUGCCGCAGUGGCCCACGUAAAUAACAUCAUUUUGGACAAGCUCGUAAACAUCGAAGAGCGGACAUAUUACAGCAUUGAUGAGUACAAUCAAGAAGAAGACGACGACGAAUUUCACGUUACUAUGGACUUGCUAAAUUCAAUUGAGGCUGCUUCGUUACCUCCACAUGAACUAAAGCUGAAGAUCGGUGCUAUAGUAAUGAUCCUAAGGAACGUGGACGUCGAAGACGGUAUCUGCAAUGGAAGUAGAGUUCGUGUAAUAGGUUUGGGCGAGCAUAUUAUUGAAUGUGAACUUUUAAGCGCUGAUGGUGAACAACAACGACCAUUAGAAACAACCGAUAAUACUCGAAGAAUAUUAUUGGGAGAUGACGAUCUUGAGGAAGACGAAGAACAUCGAAUAUUCGUCGAAGAUGACAAUGAUAGUGCCGAAGAAUCGUCCGACAAUGACAGCGCCUGCGAUGUAAUCAAUGAAUUACAAAAUUUCGAAAUAAAUGAUAUGCUGGCUAACAUCGACAUCGACCAGUAUCAAAACAUCGACAAUACUACGGCAAAUAGAAGCUCAGACCUGUUUAUAAGAGAAGACGAAAUAAUGGAAAGCACGUGCUGGGAGAAGAUAAUACAGCACGUGCUGGCAGAAGAUCACAUCGUUGGCACUAACGACAACGAACGACGAGUAGGAGAAACAGAAGAAGUAAUGGUAGAUGAAAUCCGUCAAUAUCAAGAUUUCAGGUUUGUCAGCUCAAUGGAAGCAACAUGGCGCAUUUUAGAAUAUAAAAUGCACGACCGAUCUCAUUCGGUGUUAGUAUUGCCUGUGCACCUACAAGGAGAACUUACCCUGCUAUAUGAAGAAUUUGAUGAUUUUGAUAACAUCCAAAGACGUCUGGACAGUCGAUCGAAAUUAGAAGCUUUCUUCAAGCUGAAUAGAGAAGAUCAAGAGGCAAGACGGUAUUCGUAUGCGGAAAUACCAGAACAUUACACUUGGGAUAAUAAAAACGCAGAAUGGAAGAGGAGCAGACAAAUAAGUAAACAAUUAGGAUGCAUAGUCUGA
Molecule: messenger RNA, 1311 nt
Organism: Psylliodes chrysocephalus
Lineage: Eukaryota; Metazoa; Arthropoda; Insecta; Coleoptera; Chrysomelidae
Source: the annotation of a GenBank genome assembly